Messenger RNA from Cygnus olor (mute swan), 4588 nucleotides. It is a transcript of the gene TMEM275, whose product is annotated as transmembrane protein 275. NCBI's taxonomy places the organism in Eukaryota, Metazoa, Chordata, Aves, Anseriformes, Anatidae. The record is from RefSeq and is a predicted model, not a curated record. The coding region runs from base 850 to 1398 and encodes 182 amino acids. The transcript has 3 exons.
AGAGGCUGCGAGCCUGCCGGGCGGCGCUGGCCGCCGCAGGGAGGAAGAGGAGGCAGGGGAGGAUGCGAUGCUGCGGCUGAGCCCCGCCGGAGGAGGAGGAGGAGGAGGAGGAGGACAGCAUCCUCCGAGGGGAAGGAGGGAAGAGGGCAGGAGGCGGCUGAGCUCGCCCGGAGCCUGCUGAGCCCUCCGGGGGGCUCUGCUGGCACCCGAGGAAAGUUUCCCGAAGAGAGGGAAGGCGGCAUGUGAGAGCCUCGGGCACCGCAGAGCCGGCGCUGCAGGGGACACCCGGGGCACCCGCUCCCUCCGGCUCCAGCCCAGGGCUGGUGAAAGAAGCAGAAUUAGGGCUCCAGCUCACAUCAGCGUGCCAAGGUUCCCAGGCAGAAUAAAAGGACACUGCUGGAAAAACAUCCGUAUUGUUAGCCCGGCUAAUGGAGAAAAUGCCCUUUCUCUCCUGCACAUUGUCUGUUCUGAAAAAAUCUUUGCCUGCAGAAAGGCUUCCCUAGGCAGGCAUCCCCAGAUGAGGAAGAAUUGAAUCCUUCAGUGCGCCCGUGCCUGUCAGCUCCAGCUGAUGUCUCACUCAACAGAAACUUCACUGGAAGUUCACUGCUGCACUUCAUUCAGGUCUGAACAAAAGCCUGAGCAAAGGCAAUGAGAUGUGACACUGGAGAGAGCAGCAGAGAGAGCUUUGCCUCAGCUGGAGGUAUGGGAAAAUUUUAUACCCUGGGAAGCAUGUUGGAAACGGCCGGCUGAUCCCACUGGGAUUUCAAGGUAGCAGGAGACCAGCAGUAGCCUUCUCAGCACAGUGUGUGCCCUGCGAGGACUGAAGUGACCUCUGAGACUCGCCUCAACAUGUUCAGCGAAAAGAGCAGCGCCUCUUUGACCCAGAAACCCAUCCAGAAGAAGACACGACCUCAGGGCCUCCCCUCCCCUGCUCUCUGCUGCGCGUGUGGACUUUGCAUCAUGCUGGCAGGGAUCAACAUCACGUUAGUGGGAGCGUUUGCGUUUGGGACCUUCCUGCCCGUGAACAACCCCCCCAUCAUCAUUGGACCCAUCUUGCUGGUGGUGGCCUUCACCUUCUUUGGGGCCUGCUGCAUCUGCAGCCGGAGGCCACCAGCUCACGGGGCCAGAAAAUCCAAGCCGGGAUCCAACAUUGGUCUCAUCAAACCUGGCAACACAGCCUUUGAAAUUGAAACGAGCGAGCACACAGUGCAGGACACCACCGCUGUCCAGCUGAGCCCCACCAACUCCCCCAUCUCCUCGAAGAAGUCCACGCCGGUGCACGAGAGCACGAAGACUUGCAAGCUCUUCACCAUGGAGGGCAAUGGGCCCGUGGCCAAGUACACGACAGGAGGAGAGGCGAUACAGCUCAACUUGCCCAGGGACCUGGCCGCAUCCUAAACCCGGGCAGAGCUUUUACCAGCAGCCAGCCAGAUGCUGCAACGGGUGGGCUGGAGUCUGAGGCUGAGGUGCUUGUGGAAAGCCAGCAGGCAGGCUUCUCUGAAUCAAUUUAAGGAAGGGGGAUGCCACAGCCAGAAAACACCGGAUUUUUGCUGAAAGGAACGUGCCCGUUACUUGGCUUCACAAAGAAAAUUGCUAAUGAUAUUGCUGUGAAAGGAUGAACUGAAAAGUUCCUGGGAAAAGACCGGCUUUUUGGGGAGCAGAGUGGAAGAGUUCUCCUCCUGAAUUAAUUCGUCUAGCAGAAGGUGGAAAUGUGGUGGCUGAAGGAGGGGCUACACAGGGUGCUGACAAAUGACAGUGCAUAUUUUUUUUUCCAGAAGUGAAGCAAGUCUUGAAUGUAAUGGAAGCAGGAAUGCAGUAAAUUACAGCUUGCUGCCACUCAGUCACAAGAAGAUUUCAGCAUUUUAGAGCCGGGCUUUUUGGCAGUAGGGACAAAAUAUCUGUGUUUACUGUUUGAAAAAGCAAUGUGAAACAAUCUCCCCUCCUCUGAAAAUCCUUGCCCCAUUUCUCCUUCAGUUGGGUGACUUUACCAUCCGUGAUAAGAGACGAUGAAUCACAGGGAUUGCAAUUAGCACUGGCAUUUUCCUCUUGUUUUAAUCACGCUGGGCUGCAGUGGUGCUGCUGGGAGGUCAGCCAGGCCAAACCCUUGGGGACAGGCUCCUGGGGUAACUGGAGGCUGGGAGAGCCUGCAAAUGAAAUCUUUGGGCAAUGAUUAUAUCCUGAGUGCUGGGGGGAGGCAUCUUUCUUUCCAUCAUUUUAUGGAAGGCUGGACUGGGACACGUCAGCUUGGGGCAGGGGGCAAAUAGUUGUAUGGGUUUCAGUAUAGCUGUGCUGGAAGGUGCUGACUGUAUCUCCUUUCCUGACGUGCCUGCCUGACCCAUUGCACAGUGGGCAAUCAGUAUGGAACUCCUUGCUGCAGGAAACCAGCUGCUAAAGGCGCUCCUGGGAUUGCGAAGCAAUGGGAUGAGUUUGCAGAAGAGAAUUCCUAAAGAGCUGUUCAAGGCAAAGGCACCAGGAUAAAACACAGGUGUUGCUUGCCCAGAGUGCUCUCCCAGCCUCCAACCAAGGCGCUAUUGCUUGGGAGUUUCCUGAGCUGGAAGUGGUGCCUGUAUUUAGUAGCCCUGAAUUGAUUUUUUUUUUCUUCUUUUACUCCUUGAGUGUUUGUCAGCUUUUAUCGUUUGUGCUCCUGCAGCAUGGAGUUGUACAGCUUAAUGAGAGGCCAUAAAGGUCCCUGCCCUUGUUUUAUUUUCAGCCUGCACCCUACUAAUUCUCCUUGAUACCCCAAGCUCCCAAAUUAGACGGGCCAGCAAACAGCCCAUGCCUCCCCACACCACUCAGGUUUUCUGGGGCCUUUGUCAUGUUUCUUUCUGUCAUCUAUUUCCAGUGGUACUUCACAUCUCUUGUAGACAGAGGGAGGUAAUGCUUCCCACAUUGGCCAGCACCCCAUUCAGCCCAGCGUCAGCACCUUGCCAGGCUGAGGACAUCUCAGCCCCGAGGCUUUAACCAGCAGAUGGGUGUAAGGAGAGGUGGGAGGGAUGAAAGGGAGAUGGCUGAUGUGUUGGGUUAAGGGAUGGCACCUGGGCACAUGGAGGGGCUGGCCAGAAGAGCCAUGCAGCUGUACAGGCCAUGCACGGGGUGUCCUCAUUGCUCUGGGGAGCUGCUGGGGAGCUGAUGGCCCAUUCAUGAGCUCAGGGAGGAUGAGGUUGAAUUUCAUGCCUUGAUGAGAGGGAAGAAAAACUCUGGCUUGAAUGCUGCAACAGUUUGCUGCCUUGAACAACUGCUUCUACACCGGAGAAUGACUUGUGACACCAGUGUGAUUUUAGCAGGGCUGCUCUGCUGGCUGGAAGGGGCAGGAGCAGGCCCAGGAGAGGGACUUGUCUCUGGAAGAUGUGGGUUCAAGUCUAUGCUACAGCCUCCAGGUCCCGGGCAAAUGGUUUAAUCGUACUGCUGCUCAGCUGCCUGCCUGUGCAGGAGGGAAAAUAACUGCUCCCAGCUCCACAGAGCCGCUUUGAAGAUGAGCACAUUGCCAAGCAGCAGGGCUCGUAUCAGCACACCUGAAUCUGGAGGCUGCUUGAAGGUGGACGAGUCUGUGUGGUCUGAUCUCUGCGUGAUCCCCUUUAGAGCUCAUUUUCAUGGGCAAUCUGCGCUUCCAGCACCAGCUCCCCUUUGGCACGUGUGAACUGCUGUACUGAACAAAAGGCUCCUGUGAUUUUUGCCUGCUGGUGAUUGCUCUAGCAAUUAAACAGAACAGGUUGCUGGUCUGUGUUUGGCUCCCAGCUGCUGGCUCACCAGCCUUUUGGAAUAGCUCACAACACCCUGGAAGUCCUUUGGAGGCGUUGCCCGUGUGAAUACAGGUAUUGCUGCACUUUUCUUUGAGUGCUUGGAGGCAAAAAGUAGUAAAAUCGAGUGGUAACCAUACGAAUUAACCCUCUGCUUACUGAAGGCUUGAAAACUAAGUCUGGAGUACGUGUACUAGAAUGACUCCGUGUGACAACUGCACCACGAAACGCUACCAGUGAUGGGUCAUACAGUGACAAUAAAACACAAGGCUCCUUUGGCAGGAAUGGUGGCAGAUGCAGGACACUGAGGGCCACUGAAGACCUCAGAGCGAUUCUCCCUUGCACUGUGGCAUCAGACAGUCCUGGGACCUGGCACAUGCCGUGCUGCACACACACAGGCCUCCUUAAUUCUGGUGUUGCUCUGCGACCUGACACCCUUGGGACCCAGAAGACAAUGAGAGGCAAGGACAGCGCCCGGGUGAGCAGAGGUAUAGGACCAGCAGGAGGGCGAUGCCCUGGCGUGGUGGGUCGCUAUGCCGAGCUGUGACCCUGACCGGCGCAGGAACAUCUGCUGCCUUCCUCCUGAAGCAUAACUGCCCUGCUUUUUCCUUUUUCUGUCUUUCGGGAUUUCCAUGUCUCUCUGUCUGUCUGCCUCUGUGAUCGGCCGUGACUGAUGUUGUGAAUCUCGUGCCUUCUUCUUGUGUCUUGAAACGAGGAGAGUUUCUUGUGCUCCUAGUCAGAGUUUCUGGUGUGAGAGUCUUUUUUUUUUUUUUUUUUUCAAAUUACUAUUUAUAUGUGUGCAAUGUGGAAUUUAGAAAAGACAGACCCAUUAAAAGAAUUGCACUCAGCUA